UAUUUUGUUAUUGCCCGAUUAUCUUUCACCCGCGCUGCUUGUGUGUGCUCGCUUUCCAUUCGAAAAAAAACAUCAACUCAAAAUAUGGAUAUUUGAUAGGCAGAAGUAAUUACCUAUUUGUUUGGGAAAUAUUCAACGGUAUUUGGAUGUUUUAGUUACUCGAUGACAGGUUCUCCGCACGUUUUUUCAUUCGAUUCGGAACUGUUGUUGUUGUUUUAGCGAAGCACACCUAAAAAAUACAAAACCACUCACACACACGCGAAACAUACACACGGUUGUGAUUUGGCGCGCUCUUGUGUGCGUGUGUACAUACAACAAAAAGCAAAAAGCAACGAAUUUCGGUGUGCAAAGAAACAUAAAUCGGCAGGCGAGGAAAUCGGAAAGCCAAGAAACCAAAAAACCAAAACAGUGCAAGUUACAGUAUUCCCCAAAUCGAGAAAAAACAAAAAUUCCUUUUUGAUUUCCAAGAUUUUCAUCUGCGCGGGUGCAUGUGUGUGUGUGUGUAACAGCAACAAAUACCAGUGCACGGCCAAGAAAGAAGAAGAGAACCAGCGCGAAGCAGAAGAAGAAAGAUGAUGUAAACUUUGUUGUAACCAAAAGAAAAAAGAAUAACAUAAAAAUCGAGUGAAGCAGAGAACAGAGCUAAACGGGAAAAAUAGUGGCAGUGCUUCGAAUUCUUCCAGUCUUCGAGUGAUUUUUUUGGGAGCACUUCAAAAUGCCAGAAACGGAGCACGAGAUCUGCAGCAAGGAGUGGCUGCAGUCGCAGCUGCGAUCCCUGGACUCCAAGGACCUGAUCCUGUUGGACUGCCGCGGCUCGCACGAGUACAGUGAGUCGCACAUCCGCGGAGCCGUCAACCUCUGCAUACCCAGCAUCGUCCUCCGUCGUCUGGCGGUUGGCAAAAUCGAUCUGGCCUCCACGAUCAAGUCGCCCGAGCUGAAGCAGCGCAUCCAGUCGGGCUACAAGCUCUGCUGGUUCAUCCUCUACAACGGCGAGGGCGUGCCCGGCCAGAAUCAGGAGAUCGCCGGAGCCGGAUCCCUGGCCGUCGCCAUGGACUCCAUCAUCAGCAUCCUGCACCGCCGCCUCAAGCAGGACGGCUGCCGCGUGGUUGCCCUACAAGAUGGCUUCAACAAUUUUCGCCAGGCAUUUCCGGAAUGGUGCGAGGAUGAUAAUCAGACGCACAACAAGGAGAUCGAAUCUAGUCGCAAUGUUCAGACCGAUCAGCUAAUGGGUCUUAGGUCCCUGCGCAUUUCCACAACGCACUCCGAUUCCGCGUGCAGCAGUUCGGCGGAAUCGUCGGAUUGCGAGAGCUCCAGCCACCAUCACCACCACCAGAGCCACCACAAUUACAACGAGGCGCCCGUGGAGAUAAUCCCUGGACUGCUCUUCCUGGGAAAUGCCACGCACAGCUGCGACUCGGAAGCGUUGAAAAAGUACAAUAUAAAGUAUGUUUUGAAUGUGACACCAGAUUUGCCAAAUAAGUUUAAGGAGUCGGGCGACAUCAAGUAUCUGCAGAUUCCGAUCACGGAUCACUACUCACAAGAUUUGGCCAUACAUUUUCCGGAUGCCAUACAGUUUAUAGAGGAAGCGCGGUCUGCAAGCUCGGUGGUGCUGGUCCACUGCCUGGCCGGAGUUUCGCGCUCGGUGACCGUGACGCUCGCCUACUUGAUGCACACGCGCGGCCUGAGUCUCAACGACGCCUUCGCGAUGGUGCGGGACCGGAAACCGGAUGUGUCGCCCAACUUCCACUUCAUGCAGCAGCUGCUGUCCUUCGAGACCCAACUGCGCCUGAGACCCGGCUCCAGGUUCUCUUGCAGCUGCAUCGCGCCGGACUGCAAUUGCAUGCAGACCACGGGCUUCAUGGCCGCCCAUCUGGCGAAUGCUACCGGGGUCUCGCCAGACUCCGGCAUCGAGUUCGACCGCUGGACCCCGUCGGACACGGGUCUUAAAUGAGAACAGAGUGGCGGUAAGAGUUUCGUGCUGCCACCGAGUCAGGAGAUCCCAGUUGCAGCCGCCGCCACAUCGCCGCCGCCCAUGUGCCUGGCGGUAAACCCGGACAACAUGUCUCCGGCCAGCACCACCAGCUCGUCCACGUCGACCACGACCACCGCGGAGGCGGUUUCCGUGGUGGAGAUGGUGCAGCAUCGCGAUCAGGAGAUGGCCGAAGAGGACAUCAUAACCAGGGGAGGAGAGUACGAUGAGGAUGCGGCCUGAAUGACGAAGCUUUUCCUAACUUGGUUCUCGCGCAAAACACCCGUAGAAACAACACAUACAUAUGAGCCGCUUAUUGAAUAGGGGUACGAAUUCAAACUUUAAUAAAUGUACAAAGUCUUGGAGAAACGCCCAACGUACACAUAUUGAUUAAUACCACGUAAAUAACUUAAUGUUUAGUACAUUUUUAAGUAAAGUGCAGAAAAAAUCCAACGUUAUCCACACGCAAACCAACUAUGCAACUAUACGAAAAAGAAUGAGAAAUAAAAUAUAUAAAAUAUAUUUAUAUAUACGCAGUGUACAUGUUUGUAUCUAACUCCUAAGCCAAGUCAAGAGAAUAAAUAUAUUGAAGCCGAAACGAAAAUAAACAAUUAAACUGAGAGCAGUUUUUCUAGGCAUAUAGUUUUAGUUUUAGUUUUAAAUUUUACUAAACUCGAAAUCGUUUAUAAUUGUAAAGUUUGUUAUAUUCGGAGCGAUUGGCCGCGAUAGGCGCUCCCUAAUAUGAAUAUACUACCACUUAAUUACCGAAUGCCAAGUCAUAAAAGUGUAAAGUGAACUAAAAUCCCGAAUAUCGAAGAAUUUUUAAAAUCGAAAACAAAAGAAAAAUGAACACUAAAACAAAGAAAAUAAAUACAACCAU
This is a messenger RNA of Drosophila mauritiana, 2849 nucleotides long. RefSeq names its product dual specificity protein phosphatase Mpk3 (gene Mkp3). Gene Ontology annotation, molecular function: MAP kinase tyrosine/serine/threonine phosphatase activity; protein tyrosine/threonine phosphatase activity. Gene Ontology annotation, cellular component: cytosol; cytoplasm. Lineage: Eukaryota; Metazoa; Arthropoda; Insecta; Diptera; Drosophilidae. The coding region runs from base 716 to 1951 and encodes 411 amino acids. The transcript is spliced from 5 exons. Gene Ontology annotation, biological process: protein dephosphorylation; negative regulation of MAPK cascade. The record is from RefSeq and is a predicted model, not a curated record.